Messenger RNA from Cololabis saira (Pacific saury), 2709 nucleotides. RefSeq names its product UBA-like domain containing 1a (gene ubald1a). The record is from RefSeq and is a predicted model, not a curated record. Lineage: Eukaryota; Metazoa; Chordata; Actinopteri; Beloniformes; Belonidae. Gene Ontology annotation, molecular function: protein binding.
ACGCAGCGGCUCCCUCUUCCACUACCGCUCCUACAGUAAAUAUUUGUGUUUGCUCAACCGGCUGUAAUGGUGGACGACUGAGUCAGAGAGACGGAAUACAACUAGAGAGAAGGAAGAGGGGAAAAAAAAACACGGUUGAACAAAAGUCCGCCUCAGAGCAGAGCAGCCGCAAGUAGGACACGGGGCUUCGUGGAAAAUGGAUGAACUCAAACAUCAAGUCAUGAUUAACCAGUUCGUCCUGACGGCGGGUUGUGCGGCAGACCAGGCGAAGCAGCUUCUGCAAGCGGCACACUGGCAGUUCGAGACUGCCCUCAGUGCCUUUUUUCAAGAAACAAAUAUUCCUUAUGGCCAUCAUCAUCAAAUGAUGUGCACCCCAGCCAACACACCAGCGACGCCCCCCAACUUCCCGGACGCGUUGACCAUGUUCUCCCGGCUCAAGGCGUCCGAGAGCUUCAACAGCAGCGGCGGCAGCCCCAUGGCGGGCUCCAUGGCCACCUCCCCCCCUCCCCCUCAGGUCGGCGGCUGGGGGAUCUCACCAAAUGUACCUAACGUGCCGCUGGGACCUCCACAGGGACUCUGGACUCAGGGGCAGCCCCCCACGCAGCCCUGCCAAGCCUGGCCCAUGGGAGUCAACCCGCACACAGGCGCCGAGCAGAAGGCUAGCGUAGCCAUGGAGGCUGAGAGAUGAAGGGCCGCAAGGGACUUAACAGGCCCCUCUCCCUCCGCCGCGGAGAUGGAGGGAAGCGGGUGAUGGGGUGGGGGGAGGGGGGAGGGGAGAUGAUAAUGGGUAGAAAUGGGUCUUUUUUUUUUUCCCCUAUAAAAAAAAAAAAGUGAAUGAUCCAGGAAGAAAGUCUACGCAAAGAAAAACUCAUUGUGGACAAUUAAAGAAGAGGAGAAAAACCAAUGCAAAUAUCAAUACAAAAAUAGAAAAAGAUACGCACACAUAGUAAUAAGAGAGCAACUGAAAUCUUUGUAAGUUUUUCCUAAGUAAAUGCAUAGAUAAAAGAAAUACUAUUGAACUAUAAAAAAAAAAACAGAAAUGAAAAAAAAAAAAAAAAAAUGUCAUGCCCAAGGAUUUAUGUGAUGUUCAAGGACAUACAAGGCAGCAAACUUCAGUUUUUUUUUUGUUUUAGGGUUGUUUUUUUCUUUCUUUUUUUUUUUUUGGACCAUCUUUUCAGCCAGUGUUUUUCAGCCACUGGUCUCGUGUGUUUCUGCGACCGUCUGUGCUGCAUGAGGAGAGAGGAACUUACAAAGCAAUGGUUUAGAUUGACUCAAAAAUCAUCACACGCAUGACUGUGGAUGUAUGUGAGCGGUUGGUCGAUUUGUAAUCGAAAUGUAAACACACACAUCUAUAUAUGUAUACACAAACUCACAUACAACACACACACACAGACAGACAGACAGACAGACAGACAGACACGUUAGGGUUUAGAAGAAACACCUCCACACUGUCAUCCCCAUCGUCAAAAGUUGGGACUUUUCUUACCUCACUCGGUGGUCACCUGACUUCUUUCAGCCAAUCAGGGAUUCUUCUUAAACCAACUGUUGCCGACGCAGGACAACGUUUUUAAAGGUUUAUUUCUUAAAGGCAGCAGCCACUCUAACUGAUCCUCGCUGCAGCAACAGCUUUUCCUGACACAGUUUUAAACGUGGGCUCUGACUACAGCUGUCAACUCUUAUACUUUUUUCUGGAGAUUUGGGUUAUUACAAGAGAAAUGAGAAAUCAUUGUUUCAUAUAGUAUCGUUUAUAAUGCUAAAUGUUUCGUUUUUUUGUUAAAAAAGGUUUAUGGAGGAGGCUUUGAAAGUGGGUGGGACUUCAGGUUGAUCUUUGUUUUUGUUUCGUUUUUUUUUUCCUUGAAAGACUGAAUCGUAGAUAAAAAAACGGCGGCAAAUUAAAAAAACAAACAAAACUCUGUGUUUGUUGAACAGAAUUGCCACUUUGCAUGACAUGUUCAUACCAAGGAACAUUUUUUUUGUAGCAAACAGACAUGAGGUCGAGACUUGCUUCGGGGGGCACAUGGGUGAGGGUGGGGGUGUCAUUCCCAAAAGUUAAGGAAGCGGAGUAGAUGUCUUUGUGAGAAGACAAAACUGGGACAGUGUUUCUCAAAAAGAGAAACUCGGGUGGGACGCAGCUUCAGGAAGCCCCCCGCGGGCCGAUUGGGGACACUACAAACUACUUUCAGACAUACAGCAUACAGUGUAAGGCCCCUCAGAUCCUGGGCGGUGGAGGGUUUUUACAGCAUUUCUAGCUGAGAUCAGUCUUUGGUGCAUUGAUACUGCUGAGGGAUAAUCCUGAUAUAUGGCAAUAUGUUAAAUGCAGGUUCGCACCCCUUUUUUAGUUCGUCCCCUUUGGAUUAUUUUUACAUUGAUCAAAGAAGAACGUUUAAGAGGAGAUGAGAUAUUUUGAAUAGCUGAGUUUUUUUUUGUAAGAAUAAGAUCAUUAGGAAAAUGGAUAUAAUAAUGAAAAAGUAACCAACUUCCUUUUCAUUCUUUUAGUUUAAACUAAUGUUUGAAUUCAUCCCUCUCCAUGCUUCAUACUUUAUUUUGUUAAAUCAGAGCGUUUCUGGGUGGGCCUGUUCCUAAAUGGUUUCUCAUGUAUGUUCCCCCCCUUGUAUGACUGUAUGAGACCAUUCCCACAAUAUUUGUGGACUACCUGAUAAUUAACUUAUCAUUUUUGUGAACCUAAAUAAAUAUUGUAUGUCAACCUAU